UCGCACAACCUCAAUACCGUGCGUGGCUUGCCUGGUAUACGAUUAUUUAAAAACGGGUUUCGAUUAAUUAAUGUUUUAAUAAUUUAUUUCAGAGGAACAAUCACCAGUGAAGGUACCCAUUGGGCCCUUAAACGAGGGAGCACCCACGUUUUCUUUCCCCCUAACGCUGUGUCUCAGCCCACAUCAAUAGUGGCCCACAGGUGGAAAUGCAGUGCACGUUCUCCCCCACUGCAAGAGCACGAGUCAGUUGUCAGUAAUGUUAUUGAGAUAUCAACCAAAACUGGCGAUGAACUGAAAUUCGACGCCAAAGCGAAGCUUGUUCUUUCUCACAGUGCGCCUGAUUUGCAGGGCUACGAACUAGUGAUAAAGAAGCUGAUCGAUUGGGAAAGCAAUGAAUGGGAAGAAGUGGAUGGAACUAAGGCAUUACAGUGUCUUAAAGGUUUGGAAACUGAUGCUUUUUGAAGAGCAGCCUACCCAUAGUAUUUACCCACUGUUUAAAGUAUGUCUUCACCUGUGAAAUGCUGUCUGUUCAAUGUUUUACGUUUACUACACGCAGUUUGUAUAUUUACAGAAGUCACAACGGCUUAUAGUCUUUCCACUCUGAAUUGUUUACAGCGGUCGAAGAGGACUUCUCGCCUCACCCGCGGGAUGUACCGGAAUUUUUCUUUCCCGUUGCUCAAGCUGACAUAACUGAGUGCUCAACAUACGCAGUUGUUUGUCGUCGCAAGCCUUCUCCAGCGUACGCCAUCACAUCCAACGGUGGCUCCUUUAGCCAUCCUGACUAUCCACGCGUGACAGUUACAAUCCCUGAGAAUGCUGUGACACCUGAAGCAAACAUUCCUCUGGUAUUGAAGGUAGGACGGUAUGAAUUAUCUCCAGAUCUUUUCUUGCUGUGGUUACAUGACCAGUUAAUGUUUCUAAGGAUAACUCUUACCAGGUCUCCAAACUCGACAGAAAUGUAAGAAUACAGCAGACGUUAGAUGAGUGAAAUUAGGCUCAUAAAAAGUGUUUUUGUCAUGUGGAGACUAUUGCGUUGUCAGAUAGAUAAGGUUUUGCUAUAGUCUCCACCGGAUAUGGUGUUCCUGGAGAAAAUGGUCUCUUUUUUCCUCUAAAACUCGAAAAAAUGGCAGCAAAUCUGACAGUAAGUUCAGGUUAAUUUAGUUGUGUUUUCUAUUAUCCCUUUAGGUGCAAGAAGUUCCAGGUGAAGAAUUUAAAGACCAAGACGUGUUUCUUGGACCAAUACUGCGUGUCUGCUGUUCCCAAAUCGUCGAAUUCUCGAAGCCCGUCACAAUUCAGUUGCCAGUGUCUCUUCGCAGCGACCAGGAAAAGAUUCCAGUCCCCUCGACAUGCCGUGUCAGAGUAUUGUUCUUAAAUUCUGAUGACGAAGAAAAAAAAUGGAUGGAAAUCACAGAUGGUCUUAAAUGUCCUGUACAUUUUGACGGGACAUUUGUUAGGUUCCAGGUAGAACGCUUCUCUGGGUAAGAAGACGUCCAAAUGUUGUAGUUGUUUUGUUGUUAAUGAAUUGGAGGUAAACUGAACUUUUGGUUAUGCUAAUGCAAGUUAGCAUACAUUGAAACUGUUGGAAUACUAAGCUACUAUGAGCUACUAUGAGCUUAUUGUUACUCUUUUUAACCUUUUUAAAUUCUGAUAAUACUUAUUUUUUGCAUAGCUUUUAUACUGUGUAUAGCUUAUGUGUGCUUUUAGUUUGUAGUUUUGUGUGUAGUACUUAGUAAUGUUUUUCUCUCGUUAAAUUAAGUUUGAGUCAGCUGAUUAACCGCCUUAGUGUAUCCCCAUAGUUUUAAAGUGGUAUUUAAGUAAUGAAGAUAUAUCAACUCGCGUCUUUUAGCUGUGCAAUUCAAAGUCAAAAUCAUUCUGUCUGCAAAAGUAAUUCAAUUUCCCCUCUAUGUCUCUUUUAGAUACACUUGCGUUUUUGAAUGGUACAAAGAGGACGUCAGCGUUUCUGGAGUAAUAACGUACUUGACAAGCCUUAUUUGGAAGCAGCCAUUACUUGGCGUUUUCUUCUCCUAUUUCAAUGAAUUCGAUCGUGCUUAUUCUCAAGAUGUUCUCCAUCUUAUCUGCUGCCCAGCGCACAUGAGAGAAAGAGUAGUCCAAGAGCUAGAAAACGCAAACGUGGUUCCAAGUGAGGAAAAUUCACGGAAAAAGCUGAUACCGGGGCAUGACAAAGCAUUCGUGUUUGUAUCAGGAGGAAUAACCCCAGCUGAAAUAGAAAACAUGAAAGAUUUCCAUCUCAUGUAUGUACGGGCGCCGUUACACAAGGCAGGUUUUUGA
This is a messenger RNA of Porites evermanni, 2289 nucleotides long. The record is from the annotation of a GenBank genome assembly. Lineage: Eukaryota; Metazoa; Cnidaria; Anthozoa; Scleractinia; Poritidae.